GCUGCGAGCGCUGAGCGGCGCGAGGAGAUGCUACAGGGGCUGAGCCACCAGCAUCAUGCGCCCCCCGCCCGCGUUGGCCCUGGCCGCGCUCUGCCUGCUGGCGCUGCCCGCCGCCGUCGCCGCCGCCUACUUCGGCCUGACUGGGCGGGAAGUCCUGACACCCUUUCCAGGGCUGGACACGGCGGCAGCCCCAGCGCAGGGCGGGGCCCACCUGAAGCAGUGUGACCUGCUGAAGCUGUCCCGUCGGCAGAAGCAGCUCUGUCGGCGGGAGCCCGGUCUGGCUGAGACCCUUCAGGACGCUGCCCACCUAAGCCUGCUAGAGUGCCAGUUCCAGUUCCGGCACGAGCGCUGGAAUUGCAGCCUGGAGGGGAGGACGGGCCUGCUCAAAAGAGGUUUCAAGGAGACAGCCUUCCUGUAUGCAGUGUCCUCGGCCGCCCUCACCCACACUCUGGCCCGGGCCUGCAGUGCUGGGCGCAUGGAGCGCUGUACCUGCGAUGACUCUCCGGGCCUGGAGAGCCGGCAGGCCUGGCAGUGGGGCGUGUGCGGUGACAACCUCAAGUAUAGCACCAAGUUCCUGAGCAACUUCCUGGGGCCCAAGAGAGGAAGCAAAGACUUGCGGGCACGGGCAGACGCCCACAACACCCACGUGGGCAUCAAGGCUGUGAAGAGUGGCCUCAGGACUACCUGUAAGUGCCACGGUGUGUCAGGCUCCUGUGCUGUGCGCACUUGCUGGAAACAGCUCUCCCCAUUCCGAGAGACGGGCCAGGCGUUGAAGCUGCGCUAUGACUCAGCCGUCAAGGUGUCCAGUGCCACGAAUGAGGCCUUGGGCCGGCUGGAGCUGUGGGCACCCGCCAGGCCAGGCAGUCCCACCAAGGGCCUGGCCCCCCGGCCCGGGGACCUGGUCUACAUGGAGGACUCACCCAGCUUCUGCCGGCCCAGCAAGUACUCCCCUGGCACAGCAGGCAGAGUGUGCUCCCGGGAGGCCAGCUGCAGCAGCCUGUGCUGCGGGCGGGGCUAUGAUACCCAGAGCCGCCUGGUGGCCUUCUCCUGCCACUGCCAGGUGCAGUGGUGCUGCUACGUGGAGUGCCAGCAGUGUGUGCAGGAGGAGCUCGUGUACACCUGUAAGCACUAGGGCUGCUUCCCAGUGUGUUGGCAGGGCACUGCCAGGACCUCACUCGGCGCCCAGCCCCCUUGAGGCCAUCCAGCUGUCCAGCCGGCCCCUCCGGGCAGGUACACCAGCGCGCAGGCACUCACUGAUGCACGUGCCCGUGCACACCGACUCCUCUCUCCACUGGGCCUUGGCAGUCCUCCCCUCCUUCAACACUCAGCAAUGAGAGGUGCAGGCCCCACCCCUGAACCAGAGGGCCCCCAGCCUUUUGGAGGACUUGGACCAGGAAGGCAGAGUGGGAAAGACGUGGAGGGAAAUAAGGAAACCAGGAGGAGGCAGGACCAAGGUGUUGGAAGGGAGAGAGGCAAUAUCCCGCUAUCUCGAUCCUAGGAUGAAUGGUCGAGAGCCAGCAAGAUGCUGGGAGGUGAGCUCCUAGCCCAGGAAAGUACAGGGAGCACUGUCAGAUGGAAGCAAAGGCUGGCGUCUGGCUGGGAUGGGUCAGUCCAGCUCUUGGGCCAGCUCAGGUCACAGUGAGCCCAGGGCCCACACACUGUCACUAUCCGCAUGGCUUCACUGUG
Molecule: messenger RNA, 1686 nt
Organism: Hipposideros armiger (great roundleaf bat)
Lineage: Eukaryota; Metazoa; Chordata; Mammalia; Chiroptera; Hipposideridae
Gene: WNT9B
Product: Wnt family member 9B
Exons: 4
Coding region: 56-1132 (358 amino acids)
Biological process (GO): neuron differentiation; cell fate commitment; canonical Wnt signaling pathway
Cellular component (GO): extracellular region
Molecular function (GO): cytokine activity; frizzled binding
Source: RefSeq, a predicted model, not a curated record